AUGGAGUUUGUGGCACUGGGGGGGGGGUCGCCGGAAGGAGCUUCCCCCCCAUUCCCUGAGGAGGCCUUCCUGGGGCUGGGGGGGGCUGAAGGGCUGGACACAGGGGGGCUGCUGGGCCCCUACCCCCCCCCAGUACUGGUCCACACUGGUCCCUACUGGUCCAUACUGGUCCGUACUGGGCUGCACUGGUCCGUACUGGUCCGUACUGGUCCGUACUGGUCCAUACUGGUCUGUACCGGUCCGUACUGGUCCAUACUGACCGGUCUGCAUCGCACCGUGCCGGUCCCCACGGGGCUAAGCCGGUCUGUGCCGGUCCGAACCGCUCCGGCAGAGGCCCGGGAGUGCGUGAACUGCGGGGCGACGGCCACGCCGCUGUGGCGCCGCGACGGCACCGGCCACUACCUGUGCAACGCCUGCGGCCUCUACCACCGCCUCAACGGCCACAACAGACCUCUCAUCCGCCCCAAGAAGCGCCUGCUGGUGUCGCGCCGGGCAGGCACCGUCUGCACCAACUGCCAGACCACCACCACCACGCUGUGGCGCCGCAGCCCCCGGGGGGAUCCGGUCUGCAACGCCUGUGGCCUCUACUACAAACUGCACAGGGUGAAUCGCCCUCUGACCAUGCGCAAGGACGGGAUCCAGACCCGCAACAGGAAGGUCACCGCCAAGGGCAAGAAGCGGCGCCAGAACGGGGGGGGGGCCUCGAGCUGCGCGCCCCCAGACCCUUUAGUGGGGGUCUCGGCCGCCUUGCCCACCCCCUCCCCGCAAGCAGCGGCGCUGAGCGCUCCCCAGCAGCCACAGCCCCCCCCGGAGGACCCCGCAGCUCUCUACGCCCUGGGCCCCCUGGUCCUCUCCGGCCACCUCCUGCCCUUCCCUGCUGCUCCCUUCUAUGGAGGGGGGGGAGGGAGUUAUGUGGGACCCCCCCCUCCGAGUGCCGCAGGGGCGACCCCCGCCCUCAGCCCCCAAAUGUAA
Dryobates pubescens (Downy woodpecker) is the source of this 972-nucleotide messenger RNA. Its product is annotated as erythroid transcription factor-like. The coding region runs from base 1 to 972 and encodes 323 amino acids. NCBI's taxonomy places the organism in Eukaryota, Metazoa, Chordata, Aves, Piciformes, Picidae. The record is from RefSeq and is a predicted model, not a curated record. Gene Ontology annotation, molecular function: RNA polymerase II cis-regulatory region sequence-specific DNA binding; DNA-binding transcription factor activity, RNA polymerase II-specific; zinc ion binding. The transcript has 5 exons. Gene Ontology annotation, biological process: positive regulation of transcription by RNA polymerase II; negative regulation of transcription by RNA polymerase II; cell fate commitment.